AUGAGAUCUCUUGCUGAGCUUGCUGCAAACUUAGAGGGCUUGGAAUACGACGAUGUUCUUGUGCAAGAGUAUAAGGACAGCUACAAUGCUAUCAUAAGAACAGAAGAUCCUGAAGCUAUUGAGAAGCUCAUGAGGGAAAACCCAAAGUAUUUCUUAUGCAUUGCUCCUCUCCUGGUUGGGUCUUGGUUUAUGCUCCAUAGAUUCCAGGACAUCUACAAUCUACUGUGUGAGAUUGACUUGCUAGGGCAAGAUAGACAUCUUGAUUACUUCAAUGGAAAGCUUAUAAAGUAUUACUAUCAGAGUCUUAAAUUCUUAGGAAAGCCCAUCGAUCAUUUGUACACUAUUUUGAGUACCAACAAGGAAUAUGGAAAUGAAUAUUCCAUAGCCGUAGCUACUAAUGCUAUUCUGGAUAGUCAGAUUAACAACCACAUCUAUACGGUUCUUGAGGAUAAUGUUUCCGACUCUGAAGAGAGAUGCAAGUACUGUUUCUAUCUUGGGAUAAUCCAUUUAGUGUGGGGCGAGUACGUCACAGCCCUGAAACACUUUGAUGAAAGUGAUAUCCUUAAUAAUAGUAAGAAAAUGGAGCUGUAUAUUAAGAAGUACACCAUUGUUUGCAAGUUGUUGCUCAGUGAUUAUUCGGUAUUCUAUCCCUAUGAAGAAGAGCUGAAACCUUACUUCUCUCUUAUUGGAUGUGUAAAGAGAGGAGAUAUUGAAACAUUCUACAAGCUUAUUGAAGAGCAUCGUGAUGAGUACUUUAAGAUGAAUCUAUAUUUUGUGGUUAGAAGACUGGUACAGAAUCUUGUUCAAGAAGGGCUUAGGAAGAUAACAGUCUGUUACUCCAGAAUCAGGGUAGAUGAUAUCAGUAAAAUACUUGGUGUUGACGUUGAUUAUUUGAUUCAUAAGACAAUUAAAGAAGGCUAUGUCCGGGGAUAUGUUGAGUAUGGAAUAUUCUACAGUCAGAACGGUGAUUUUUACAAGACACAUUGUGGAGAGCAAAUAAAAAAGGCCAUUGAAGUUAGAAAGAGCAUUGAAAAGAAAAUGAAGUAUCCAGAAAUAGUGCCCCUGUGCUAUGAAAAAGUAUUUGAAGGUGAGACUAAGCAAGGAUUGUGA
Messenger RNA from Vittaforma corneae ATCC 50505, 1110 nucleotides. RefSeq lists its product as uncharacterized. Gene Ontology annotation, cellular component: proteasome regulatory particle, lid subcomplex. Gene Ontology annotation, biological process: ubiquitin-dependent protein catabolic process. The coding region runs from base 1 to 1110 and encodes 369 amino acids. The record is from RefSeq and is a predicted model, not a curated record. The transcript has a single exon. NCBI's taxonomy places the organism in Eukaryota, Fungi, Microsporidia, Nosematidae.